CGGCCGCGGCGCACCAAGCCCGGGGCACUCGAGCGCACACCCGGGCGGGCCGCAGCGGGGAGGUGCGGAGCGCAGCACCGGCGGCAGCGGGAGCCAGCCGCCGCCCCUGCGCUUCGGGGCUGCGGAGCGCAUGGGGCGCGUGGAGCCAGGAACGCUUGCGGGCUGCGCACCCGGCCGCCUGCUGCGGUGAGACACGGCGCCGGACGCCCCCAGAGUCCGGGCAGUCGGGAGGAUGACCAUGGCUGGCGGCCGGCGAGGACUGGUGGCCCCGCAGAACACGUUUCUGGAGAACAUCGUGCGGCGGUCCAACGACACUAAUUUUGUGUUGGGGAAUGCCCAGAUAGUGGACUGGCCCAUCGUGUACAGCAAUGAUGGAUUCUGCAAGCUGUCUGGCUACCACCGGGCGGAAGUGAUGCAGAAAAGCAGUGCCUGCAGUUUUAUGUAUGGAGAGCUGACUGACAAGGACACAGUUGAAAAGGUUCGCCAGACCUUUGAGAACUACGAGAUGAAUUCCUUCGAAAUUCUGAUGUACAAGAAGAACAGGACACCUGUGUGGUUUUUUGUGAAGAUCGCUCCGAUCAGGAACGAACAGGAUAAAGUGGUCCUGUUCCUUUGCACUUUCAGCGACAUAACCGCAUUCAAGCAGCCCAUCGAGGAUGACUCCUGCAAAGGUUGGGGGAAGUUUGCCCGACUGACCAGAGCUCUGACAAGCAGCAGGGGAGUCCUGCAGCAGCUGGCCCCCAGUGUACAGAAGGGGGAGAAUGUUCACAAGCACUCGCGCCUGGCAGAGGUCCUGCAGCUGGGUUCAGACAUCCUUCCCCAGUACAAGCAAGAGGCGCCAAAGACACCCCCUCACAUCAUCCUACACUACUGUGUCUUUAAGACCACGUGGGAUUGGAUCAUCUUGAUCCUGACCUUCUACACAGCCAUCCUGGUCCCUUACAACGUCUCCUUUAAAACCAGGCAGAAUAAUGUGGCCUGGCUGGUGGUGGACAGCAUCGUGGAUGUCAUCUUUUUGGUGGACAUUGUUUUGAAUUUUCACACCACCUUUGUCGGGCCAGCGGGGGAAGUGAUAUCUGACCCCAAACUUAUCCGCAUGAACUACCUGAAGACAUGGUUCGUGAUUGACCUUCUGUCCUGCUUGCCGUAUGACGUCAUCAACGCUUUUGAGAACGUGGAUGAGGUUAGUGCCUUUAUGGGUGAUCCAGGGAAGAUUGGUUUUGCUGAUCAGAUCCCACCACCACUGGAGGGGAGAGAGAGUCAGGGCAUCAGCAGCCUGUUCAGUUCUCUGAAAGUUGUGCGGCUGCUCCGUCUCGGGCGAGUGGCCCGCAAGCUGGAUCAUUACAUCGAGUAUGGAGCCGCUGUACUGGUCCUGUUGGUGUGUGUGUUUGGGCUGGCUGCCCACUGGAUGGCCUGCAUCUGGUACAGCAUUGGAGACUAUGAGAUCUUUGAUGAAGACACCAAGACCAUCCGCAACAACAGCUGGCUCUACCAACUGGCAUUGGACAUCGGCACUCCAUACCAGUUUAAUGGGUCUGGUUCAGGGAAGUGGGAAGGUGGGCCAAGCAAGAACUCUGUCUACAUCUCCUCGUUGUACUUCACCAUGACAAGUCUCACCAGUGUGGGCUUUGGUAACAUUGCCCCAUCCACAGACAUCGAGAAGAUCUUCGCAGUGGCCAUCAUGAUGAUUGGCUCUCUUCUGUAUGCCACCAUCUUUGGGAACGUGACAACCAUUUUCCAGCAGAUGUAUGCCAACACCAACAGGUACCACGAGAUGCUCAACAGUGUCCGGGAUUUCCUGAAGCUCUACCAGGUUCCCAAAGGGCUGAGCGAGCGGGUCAUGGACUACAUUGUGUCCACCUGGUCCAUGUCCCGAGGCAUCGACACAGAGAAGGUCCUGCAGAUCUGCCCCAAGGACAUGCGAGCCGACAUUUGCGUGCACCUGAACCGCAAAGUGUUCAAAGAACACCCUGCCUUCCGAUUGGCCAGCGAUGGCUGCCUGCGGGCCUUGGCCAUGGAGUUCCAGACAGUGCACUGUGCCCCAGGGGACCUCAUCUACCAUGCUGGAGAGAGUGUGGACAGCCUCUGCUUCGUGGUCUCAGGCUCCCUGGAGGUGAUCCAGGAUGACGAGGUGGUGGCCAUCCUAGGGAAAGGAGACGUGUUUGGGGAUGUUUUCUGGAAGGAGGCUACCCUUGCACAGUCCUGUGCUAAUGUCCGGGCCUUGACCUACUGUGACCUGCACGUGAUCAAGAGGGACGCCCUUCAGAAAGUGCUAGAAUUCUACACAGCCUUCUCCCACUCCUUCUCCCGGAACCUGAUUCUCACCUACAACCUGAGGAAGAGGAUUGUGUUCCGGAAGAUCAGCGACGUGAAACGAGAAGAGGAGGAGAGGAUGAAACGGAAGAACGAGGCCCCCCUUAUCCUGCCUCCUGACCACCCCGUCAGAAGACUCUUCCAAAGGUUCCGCCAGCAGAAAGAAGCCAGGCUGGCAGCUGAGAGAGGGGGCCGGGACCUGGAUGACCUGGAUGUAGAAAAGGGCAAUGCCCUCACCGACCAUACCUCAGCCAACCACAGCCUGGUGAAGGCCAGUGUGGUCACGGUGCGUGAGAGCCCCGCCACGCCUGUGUCCUUCCAGGCGGCCACCACCUCCACCGUGUCAGACCAUGCCAAGCUGCAUGCCCCUGGAUCUGAGUGCCUAGGUCCCAAGGCAGUCAGCUGUGACCCUGCGAAGCGCAAAGGCUGGGCCCGCUUCAAAGAUGCCUGUGGAAAGGGUGAGGAUUGGAACAAGGUGUCCAAGGCAGAGUCCAUGGAGACGCUGCCCGAGAGGACAAAGGCACCGGGUGAGGCCACGCUGAAGAAGACAGACUCCUGUGACAGUGGAAUCACCAAGAGCGACCUGCGCUUGGACAAUGUGGGUGAGGCCAGGAGUCCCCAGGACCGGAGCCCCAUCUUGGCUGAGGUCAAGCAUUCUUUCUACCCCAUCCCCGAGCAGACGCUGCAGGCCACAGUGCUGGAGGUGAAAUAUGAGCUGAAGGAGGAUAUCAAGGCCUUGAAUGCCAAAAUGACCUCCAUUGAGAAGCAGCUGUCUGAGAUACUCAGGAUACUAAUGUCCAGAGGGUCUGCCCAAUCUCCUCAGGAGACGGGUGAGACCUCCAGGCCUCAGUCCCCAGAGUCAGACAGAGACAUUUUUGGAGCAAGCUGAGAGGAUCAUUUCAAAACACACAAACAAACAAACAAACAAACAAAAAAUCAAAGACAAAAGCCAGUCUCCUCACCCUGCCCCUGACACUACCCACAACACCAAACACAUGACCAACAACUUUCAUACUGGGCUUUUUCUGACAAGAAGUCAAAGUCAGACCAAGUGGCUUAGGUGUGCCUACAUGGUCUCUGGAAAACAUAAGAGGGAACAUGGCCAGGCACCCCACCCUGCAAGAUGGCAGCUGUGUCAGAACAGCCACUGACAGUUGUUGAAGAAGGGGCAUGCUCUCCAUCUAAAGAGCAUUUCCUCUAACGUGUUUUACGGAUGUGAUAUUUACAGGGCAGCGGCCAUGUAGAGACUGGUGGGAGAGCCCUGAGAACCUCUCAGAAAUAGAACACACUGGGCUUCUUUACCAAGACCCCUGAAGACCACCACAGGCACAGGGACUUCUGGGUAUUCACCACCCCCAUGUAGCUGUGUCUGACAUCACCACCUGUUUUUCUACUUUCAUCAUUUGUAACAAGCUCGUGAUAAGGGGAGCUUGAUGGACUGGAGAGACUUUCUGCUCUGACAGUAGAGGUGGAGCAUCAGGUGCUGUGCCAUGGACACACGGGCUGGGCCCCUCAGGUUUCCUUGCCCAGAAGAGGUGAGGCAAGAGUAGGGGCUGGAGCAGGCCCUUGGCUCCGAGUGGGAUCUUGUUGCAUGGUCCACAGCCUGCUCUUGUGGACAGUUGACGUGGAAGCUCCAGACCCCAGGGGACCCUCUGGAGCCGCACCAUCUUACAGGCCUCAUGACACAUGAGCUUCUCUCCUUCUCCCUCGACUGACCUUUUUCCAGGCUUGUCUAUGGCUUUCCUCAGGGUGUAGGGCACCGACAGGAAGGGGCAGGCACCCAGCAUUGUUUUCCUAACAAAGCAGAUACACAUACAACCUCAAAAAAAAAAAAAAUGAUUGUAGCAAGUACUAGGUUUCUCCUUUGAGUCUCAUGGGGAUUUCUGUCCAGUGCAUGGGGUCAUUAGAGGACACAUGGGAGCCACACUUAGCCUUAUUUGAAAGCCAACCUAUUUCCUACACUAAAAAUAAUGGCAGGACCAUGAAGCACUGGUUUUCAAAAUAUCUCAGUAACAAGCUGGGGUGGGGGGAGGUGACGGCAGAACUGUAGUCUUGGGGAAGGUGGGGGCUCAGAGACAUGGUCCCAGGGCCAUCUCUGUGUCAUCCAAAUUCCCACAUCGUGGUGCUCAGGGACACUCGCUGCCUUGAUCACUUGAGGACAUGUUGUUUGGUGUUCUUUCAAUGGCAUCAGACAGGACAGAGGAGCUGGCUCAGGUGCACACCUGGAGAGAUGUCAGGGGCAGAACUCUGCCAGUGAGCUUGGAAACUCAGCUCUGCAGUCAGGACAGCAAGCGACACAGGCACCUCUGCUUAACAUUGCUUGGCUGUUGUGAUUCAGAAUGUCAGCCUCUCUCGGGAGCCUGACAUUGGAAACCUGCCCUACCAAAGACGCUGUUCUGAUUGGUGACCAUGGCACUUGCUGGGACUUGAUGCAUGGCUGUCUGUACAGGCUGGAUAGCCCUGGGAAGUCAAGGGUGUACACACAUGAAGCUUUCUGGAACUCGCUGGGAUUUAAGGACCCUCAGAGCAGAGGCCCCAUUGGUCCUUGACUGAACUCUGUCUGAGGUGGCGGUGCAGCCAAGCUCAUCCUUGUGACAGGAGACAGAUAAAGCUUCAGGCUACUCUCUGGGGUCGAUGCACAGGCUGAAGUCCCAUUAGAUGGAGGUCCACACCCUGCAAGGGGUGUCUCUGGGGUACUAGGCGUCUAGGGCUUCAGUUCCUGCAGGGGAUAGUGAAGAACACCUGACAGUGGCUUUUAGCUUUCCCCAUUUCUACAGUGGUUUUGCUAGGAUUGCCUUCUCUGAAACAAAUUUUCAAUGAGCCAACCCAUGUCUCUUUACAGUCAUGGCAUGCACUGGACUGGAGGCAAGUUCUGAGCAAGGACCACAGGGCACAGAUACCCACAGCCUGCACCUUCCUGCUUUAGCAGUUAUCUGGUGGCUAGGGAGAGACUGGGAAACAAAAUUUGCCAUGUGCAGACUGAACACCAAAAUUUCAGACAAAUUUAGAUCCUUUUGGGGGGGAGUGGGGGACAGCAAACACACGAUGUGGUGCACUGCUGUCUAGUAAGUGCUGGCCACUUGGUCUCUCUAAAUGAGCUACUGUGAAUGCCAGCCAUAGUGAAGUACAAUUUCCCAGUGGCCAUCCUGACAAGAGACUUGGAUGGAUUGCUCUCUUCCUGAAGGUGUGCAGUAGUGUGGGUAUCAGAACCAAAAUGGCAGUAGAUGUUCUGGCUUUGGUGAGUAUGCUUGCCUCGUCAGCCAUGUCAUCCCAGGGCAAUGGCAAGGCUCCUCCAUGGGGCAUGUGGCAGCUUUUGCAUUGCUAUGAUCUUGGCAUGGCCAACCCCGAUUCUCUGCUUACUGCUGGAGCGGGGCUCAAGUGUUUUGACUCCCAUGCCUGUUGUAGCAGCUUCCUGCCACACUUGGCUUUGUUUUUGGUGCUGGAGGUCAAAGUUAGGCCCUUGCUUAUGCUAGGGAAGAGCUCUGCCAUUGAAUGGUACCUCUGGCUCUCCAGCAAGCUAUGGAUACACAUUUCUCGCUUUGAUUUCUUGUUAUCUGGUUCCUAGGCCCUGUUUUAGCCUCUACCUCUUAGAGUGCCUGCUGCUUCAACAGCAAGGAUGGUCGGGCACGGGGUAGAAACACAGUACCACCCCACCACCCUCUGGCUUCAGUCUCUGAAUCCUUCAGUGGAAGGAGAGAAUGUUAAGCCAAAUGCUAGGUGUGUCCAAGUUGGAACAGGGCCUGAGUGAACUCUUCAGAAAUACCAGUCAGAGGCAGACAGACCUUCAUCUCUGUGUGACACUGACAUCUCACAGGUACACUCCAGGGCCUCUCGGGAACCCUGGUGAAGGUACAAAUCAUAGAUGUGCACACAACUAAUUGUAUUUUGUUUUGCCAUAAAGCUGUUUAGCCUUAAGACCCUUGAGUGGAAGUCCAGCUGCCAUUGAGGUGUUGGUACACCUUUUUACCCCAUCUUGUGUGGCUUAGAAAAGAGGCCUGCCUAGGUUUGCUCUGGCCCUCAGAUGCCCUCUUCUCCCUAAAUGUCCCUGUCGUUGUUGCUGCUUCAUGUACUGCCUUCUUUCUAGCUUCAAUAAAAACUAUCUUCACCAGCUCCUGUGCCCUCCACCUGGAAGAGUCCUCAGAGUCCUUGAAGCACCGACCCUAAGCUUCCAAAAGAGAACCAUUUUACAUCCAAGGUGUUGGUGUGGAGACACGUUGCCACCUCUCACACAGUUCAAAGGAAUCAAUGUGAAUUUACCUGAAGCUUAAGUGAGUCUCAAGUGAACCGUCAGUCUUCACACUAGUGUAUCAGAACCUUUAAAGAAGGUCUUGAAUUCCUGCAGGUGCCAGACCUGGUGGGGGCAUCUCCACCUGCCACUUGACCUUCCUUAGAGCUACUGACUCUUUAUACCUGUGACUUCUGAGUCAUCCCAUCGACCUAUUAGUCCUUGAGAAGUUCACAGCUCAACUUUCAGAAGUCAGACUGCUUCUUGGUAAGAAAUCAGCACCCCCACCCCCACCCCAAUGAAUGUAGCCUCUUAAUAUUCAGACACUGUAUUUCAGCAUCAGUUGGAGACUGUCCACCAUCCAAGUUGCAAGGACAUUUAUACUCAUGAGCAGUUCGUCAUCCUGAGGCUUCUCAUACAAACAUUCUCCACCAAAUCCUGCCAAAUCCUUUAUUGGGUUUUCUGUUGUUGUUGUUUCUUUUUCCUCUGUCCGAAUGAGCAUGAAUAAACAGGUGCAAAUGAGCUGAGGCUAUUUUUGUGGUCAGCUGAGGAUGCUGCCAAGAGCUCCCCUGUGUGGCUGUGCGGAUGUGGAGAACAUGUGGGCACUCCAUGGAUGAUACCCCCUUUCUUGACAUUUUUAAACAAGCACAACUGAUAUUUGUAAAAAAAAAAAAAGUUUAAUUUUAUUUAUUAUGGUAAUAAACUAUUUUAUAUGUGA
Molecule: messenger RNA, 7256 nt
Organism: Mus caroli (Ryukyu mouse)
Lineage: Eukaryota; Metazoa; Chordata; Mammalia; Rodentia; Muridae
Gene: Kcnh1
Product: potassium voltage-gated channel subfamily H member 1
Biological process (GO): regulation of membrane potential; potassium ion transmembrane transport
Cellular component (GO): voltage-gated potassium channel complex; plasma membrane
Molecular function (GO): delayed rectifier potassium channel activity
Source: RefSeq, a predicted model, not a curated record